CCCUCGAGCUCUUUCUCCGGAAUUGCUCGCUCCGCUCCCCUUCUUUGGGUUUCCUUGCUGUGCCCAGAAGCAAAGGCGCGGUUUCCCAGAAGCUGCCGGCCGGGAGGCAGCGGCCAAGCGGGUCGGUGAGCGGGGGUGCGCGGUAGGAGGCGUCGGGAAAGGGAAGGGACUCCACUAACUUUUUAACUUAGCCUCCGGGACCCACGGAGACGUUUUUGUCCGAGACCCAGCCCGGCGAGCGUCUCCGGCCUUGAAGGAGGGAACACAACCCUGAGAAGCCGUCCCCCAGGCGACAGAGUCACCGCCCACGCCGCUCGCAGGAAGACCCCGCGCUGCCCGCCACGGCCUCGCGCGCACCAGGCGGCGAGAGACAGACCUCAGAGAUGGGCUUCUUCAGCCUCUCCGGCCUCGCCCUCGUCGCGGCCCUGCUGCUCCUACUUUUGUGCCUGCACGCCCGACGCACCAGGAGACCUGGUGAACCUCCAUUGAUAAAAGGCUGGCUUCCUUUUUUUGGAAUGACCAUGAAGUUCCAAAAGGAUCCCUUAGGUUUCAUAAGAACUCUGCAAAAGAAGUAUGGUGACAUAUUCACUGUUCUUCUUGGGGGCAAGUACAUAACAUUUAUUCUGGACCCUUUCCAGUAUCAGUUAUUGACUAAAUAUCACAAAAAAUUAACUUUUAAAAAAAUUACUGAAAAAUUUUCAGUGAAAGUAUUCUCCAUCAAGAUUCUGGAAAACUCUGAGGACCUAAACCAUGAACUUCACAGCUCCUAUCAAUUUUUGCAAGGCAAAUCAUUGGACAUAAUCCUGGAAGACAUGUUACAAAAUAUAAAACAAACAUUUGAGGUGCUAUUAAAAUCCACAAAAUGGAACACAGAACAAAUGUUAACGUUUUGCUGCUCAGUAGUAUUUGAAACCACAUUUACAACAAUAUAUGGAAACGUUCCUACUGGUGAAAGAAAAGCAUUUAUCAGUGAGCUAAGAGAUAAUAUUUUAAAAUUUGAUGACAAAUUCCCGUACUUAGUGUCUGACAUACCCAUUGAACUUCUACGAGACGUCAAAUCUAUGCGGGAGAAACUUAUAAAAUGCAUGACACCAGAAAAAUUAGCUAAGAUACCAGGAACAUCAAAAGUUGUUCAAAGGAGGCAAGAAAUUCUGGAGAAAUACUAUGGGCUCAAGGACCUUAACAUAGGAGCACAUCAUUUUGCCCUUCUCUGGGCCUCUAUCGCAAAUACUAUUCCAGUUAUGUUCUGGGCAAUGUAUUAUGUUCUCCGGCACCCAGAAGCUGCGGACGCACUGCAUGACGAAAUUGACCAUUUGCUGCAGUCAACAGGUCAAAAGAAAGGGUCUGGAAUUUUCAUCCACCUCACCAGAGAACAAUUGGACAGCCUGGUCUGCCUAGAAAGCAUCGUUUUUGAGGCUCUUCGACUGUCCUCGUAUUCAAGCACUAUUCGUUUUGUUGAAGAGGAUUUUACUCUCAAUUUAGAGACUGGUGACUGCUGUCUGCGAAAGGGAGACUUUGUAGCUCUCUUCCCACCAGCCAUACAUGGUGAUCCUGAAGUCUUUGAAUCUCCAGAGGAGUUUAGAUUUGAUCGUUUUAUGGAAGAUGGUAAGAAGAAAACCACUUUUUACAAAAGAGGGAAAAAGCUGAAGUUUUAUUUAAUACCUUUCGGAUUUGGGGCCAACAAAUGUCCAGGCCGAUUUUUUGCAGUUAUGGAAAUUAAGCUACUGUUGCUUGUAUUAUUAACUUGUUUUGAUUUAGAGCUGAUUGAAAACAAGUCUGUAAAACUAAAGUACACACGAUUGCUUUUUGGUAUUCAGCAUCCAAAUUCAGAUAUUUUAUUUAGAUAUAAAGCAAAAUAUUAGAGAAGCUAAAUGGGAAGAAAAGAAAUCUAUCAAAAAGAAUCUAAAAGUCUUAAACUCCUCUAUUAGUCUUUAAUUUCUGCAAAUGUAAUUGCUUUAUUCUUUUGUUUAAAGACUUCCAGUUAAUAGUUUAUCUAACAUCAAAUUUAGUUUUUACUUGGUCACAAAGCCUAUCAUAAAGCAAAAAAAGAUGUAUGGUAACAUAAAAA
This is a messenger RNA of Fukomys damarensis (Damara mole-rat), 2068 nucleotides long. RefSeq names its product cytochrome P450 7B1. The transcript is spliced from 6 exons. Gene Ontology annotation, biological process: bile acid biosynthetic process; cholesterol homeostasis. Bases 384 to 1862 code for a protein of 492 amino acids. The record is from RefSeq and is a predicted model, not a curated record. Gene Ontology annotation, molecular function: oxidoreductase activity, acting on paired donors, with incorporation or reduction of molecular oxygen; heme binding; iron ion binding. NCBI's taxonomy places the organism in Eukaryota, Metazoa, Chordata, Mammalia, Rodentia, Bathyergidae.